GUGAGAGAGUGUGUGUGUGUGUGUGUGAUUCUUUUUUCUCUGUGUGCCAGUGACCUCACUUGCUUUUCUUUUCUUUUCUUUUUUAAUCUCUCUUUCCUUUUGCCUUUUUCACCUUUCUCUAUCCUCCAUUUUCACUCUCUCACUCCCACUUCCAUACUCUCAAAAAACCAAGACCCCUUUUAAAGGAAAAGAAAGAAAAAUACUGUUUUUGAGUAGUGUCUUUCUUUUUAUUCACAUUUCAUAUCAGUGUUACCUUUUUUUUUUUUUGUAAUUUAAAACCCACUUAAGCCAAAGAAAAGGGUUUCUUGCAAAUGCCUAGACUUUGAAACUUUCAUUUAUCUGAUCUUUUCUUUAGGUUUCUCCUUGAAAGUACAAGCAAUGGCUAUAAUGGGCAAGAAGAAUGUGUUUGUCUUACUGUUGUUCUUUAUUAUGAUCUUGCUUCUUUUUGGUGGUGUCUCUUCUUCUCCUAUUAUUUCUACUUCACCUGCGAAGAUUGUAAGUGGGUUCUUUUCAAAUGCACUUUCUGUUUUCAUGAAAUGGUUAUGGUCUCUUAAAGCCACUAGUAAAACAGCGAUUUCUGGCCGUCCGAUGAUGAAGUUUGAGGGUGGGUAUAAUGUGGAAACCGUGUUUGAUGGAAGCAAGCUUGGGAUCGAGCCUUACUCUGUGGAGGUGUUGCCCAACGGGGAGCUUUUAAUUUUGGAUUCUGCUAAUAGUAACAUUUACAGGAUAUCUUCUUCACUGUCACUGUACAGCAGACCUAAGCUGGUUGCUGGAUCCCCUGAUGGAUACUCUGGACAUGUUGAUGGGAAGCACAGGGAGGCAAGGAUGAACCAUCCAAAGGGGCUUACAGUAGAUGACAGAGGAAAUAUUUAUAUUGCAGACGCCAUGAAUAUGGCAAUCAGGAAAAUAAGCGAUGCAGGGGUCACAACAAUUGCUGGAGGGAAAUGGGGCCGUGGAGGGAGCCAUGUAGAUGGAGCAAGUGAAGAUGCAAAAUUUUCUAAUGAUUUUGAUGUUGUUUACAUUGGAAGCAGUUGUUCUCUGCUUGUUAUAGACAGAGGAAAUCGAGCUAUCCGAGAGAUCCAACUCCAUUUUGAUGACUGUGCUUAUCAAUAUGAAAGUGGUUUUCCUCUUGGGGUGGCAGUGCUUGUAGCAGCUGGCUUCUUUGGUUACAUGCUGGCUUUGCUGCAACGUAGAGUGGGGAAAAUUGUUUCUUCUCAGAAUGAUCGGGAUGCAAUGAAAACGAGCAUUUCAGGGAGUCCAUAUCAGAAGCCUCUCAGAUCAGUUAGGCCCCCUUUGAUUCCAACUGAAGAUGAACAGGAGAAGCAUGAAGAAGGCUUCUUUGGGUCCCUUGGCAAGCUUUUUGCCAAUGCUGGGGCAUGCGUUGUUGAAAUUUUGGGAGGAAUAGUUCCUGGUUUUAGGAAGAAGCCACUAAACUAUCAAUACCUAAGCCAGCAGCAGAAGCACUCCAGCACUUGGCCUGUGCAGGACAGUUUUGUGAUACCGGACGAAGAUGAGCCUCCCUCAAUUGAAACCAGAACCCCGACACCAAAGAAAACCUACCCAUUCAUGUCGAAAGAUGCAGAAAAGAUGCAUCAAUGGAGGCAAGGUCGGGCUUUUUAUAGUGGAUGGGAUGAUGAUUUUCAGCAACAGCAGCAGAAACACCAGCAUCAUCACCGGUAUCAAUCUGCCAUCCCACACACUUACUACGAGCAGAGCUAUGAGAAAACAAAUGAGAUUGUGUUUGGGGCAGUUCAGGAGCAGGAUGGGAAGCGGGAAGCUGCAGUUGUUAAGCCAGUUGAUUAUGGAGAUUCUGUUUACAAUCAGCAAAGUAUUCGCUUUCGAACCAGUUCUAUGGGUUACAGUAAUGGGUUUUGAUCAUAUACAAAGAGAUUUUGGAGUUACGACCUUAUUUGCCCUUUGAUAUUUAGUCAUUAUAAAAUUAGGAUAUAGGAGUCAAGAUUUAUUGUUGAGAGAAUGAAGUAUUUGGGAGAGGUGCUUUAGUGUGCCUUGAAAGGUUUUAUUAGGUAUGGUCAAAAUAUUUUAGGCCUGUUGCAUAAAGUGAUACUUCUGUAAAACUGGUGGAAGACAUGAAACAAUGUUCAUUCUUUCUCUGCA
This is a messenger RNA of Ricinus communis (castor bean), 2115 nucleotides long. RefSeq lists its product as uncharacterized. The coding region runs from base 379 to 1875 and encodes 498 amino acids. The transcript has 7 exons. The record is from RefSeq and is a predicted model, not a curated record. NCBI's taxonomy places the organism in Eukaryota, Viridiplantae, Streptophyta, Magnoliopsida, Malpighiales, Euphorbiaceae.